This is a messenger RNA of Fragaria vesca subsp. vesca, 909 nucleotides long. RefSeq lists its product as uncharacterized. The coding region runs from base 1 to 909 and encodes 302 amino acids. The transcript has 2 exons. Gene Ontology annotation, molecular function: protein binding. Lineage: Eukaryota; Viridiplantae; Streptophyta; Magnoliopsida; Rosales; Rosaceae. The record is from RefSeq and is a predicted model, not a curated record.
AUGACAAGAGCCUGGAGCAGCAGUAGCAGCUGCAACUUAUUAAACCGAGAAUGGGAUAGUCUCCUUCUAGAUGUUGUGUUUGAGAUUCUUGAUAUGUUGCUAGAACCUGCUGAUCAUGUUCGCUUUGCAGCCGUUUGCAAACGUCAUCAUUCUCUUGCGAAGGACUACAACCUGGCAAAACAACACACCCGCCAACUUCCCCCCAUUCUUUUGAUACGUGAUCAACAGAAAACAACAUUGGUCAGCGUUUCCGAAGGAAAAAUCUACGACAAUGUUGAGCCAGUACAACUACCUCCUAGUACUUGGAGCUGUUAUAGUUGUGGGGAUGGUUGGUUGGCCACAGUUGAAGAAUGCACCAAGGAAGGUGUGAUAAUAGAACUUCAGAACCCUCUAAGGAACCCAUCAACUAGUAUUCGUCUCCCUGUCUUAAAACGAAUUUCAUUCGAAAAGAUUAUACUAUCUGGGGAUCCGGCUCUGAAUCCAGACAGUUAUGGGGGUUGCGACACAGGAGAGAUUGUGUCUGUGAAUCUUGAUAGCAACAGCUACAAUGUGCCAGAAGCAAAGCUACUCACACGUCUAAAACCGUUUUCACCGAAUAUUUUUGGCCGCGGGUAUCUUGUGGAGUCGACUAAUGGAGACCUAUUGUAUAUUGAAAAAGUACAAGAUAUUACGUGCUGGAUUCAUGGUUUCAAGGUUUACAAGGUGGCGUUCAGUGAUGGAGAUGGCUCCGUUAUUGAGCAGCUACUUGAAACAAGAAGCAUUGGAGAUGAGGCUCUAUUCCUGGAUGACAAUCAUGCAGUCUCUGUUUCGGUAUCAAACUUUCCCAAGUGCCAGCGAAAUUCCAUAUAUUACAGCUCGAAUAUCUACUUCAGUAGUAAAACGUACUUCCGUGUUCAACUUAGAAGAUGA